Hippopotamus amphibius kiboko is the source of this 1764-nucleotide messenger RNA. Its product is annotated as keratin, type II cytoskeletal 3-like. Gene Ontology annotation, biological process: intermediate filament organization; keratinization. The record is from RefSeq and is a predicted model, not a curated record. Gene Ontology annotation, cellular component: keratin filament. Gene Ontology annotation, molecular function: structural constituent of skin epidermis. Lineage: Eukaryota; Metazoa; Chordata; Mammalia; Artiodactyla; Hippopotamidae.
AUGAGUCGCCAGGCCAGCUACACCCAACAAUCCUGCAGGUCUUCCAGUGGGGGCCGCCGCCAGGGCUUCAGUGGGCACUCAGCUGUGGCGUCAGGCCAGAGCCGGGUCACUUCCACCAUGUCCUCCUCAGCCUCCCGCUCAGGUGGGGGUGGUGGUGGAUCUGGUGCCUGUGCCUUGUUGGGAGGAGGCUUCGGCAGCAGGAGUCUCUACAGCCUCGGGGGGAAGAAGAAGAUCUCCAUCAGCAUGGCUGGAGGCAGCACCCGGGCUGGAGGGGGCUUUGGUGGAAGACCUGGGGGCUUUGGAGGGGGAGCUGGAGGCUUUGGAGGAGGAACUGGAGGCUUUGGUGGCCUUGGUGGCUUUGGUGGCCCUGGUGGCUUUGGUGGCCCUGGUAGCUUCCCUGGGGGAAUCCAGGAAGUGACUGUCAACCAGAGCCUCCUGCAGCCCCUCAAUGUGGAGAUCGACCCCCAGAUUGGGCAAGUAAAGGCCCAGGAACGGGAGCAGAUCAAGACCCUCAACAACAAGUUCGCCUCCUUCAUCGACAAGGUGCGGUUCCUGGAGCAGCAGAACAAGACCCUGGAGACCAAGUGGAGCCUCCUGCAGGAGCAGGGCUCUGGCUCUAACGCCACCAACCACAACCUGGAGCCUUUUUUUGAGAACUACAUCAGCAGCCUAAAGGCCUUUCUGGAUGGGCUGCCCGUUGAGAAGGACAAGCUCCUCGAGGAGCUGAGGAGCAUGGAGGAGAUGGCGGGGGACUUCAAGAAGAGAUACGGAGAGGAGGUCAACAAGUGCACGGCGGCAGAGAACGACUUUGCUGUCUUGAAGAAGGACACUGAUGCGGCCUACAUGACCAACGUGGAACUGGAGGCCAAGGUGGACCGUGUGACAGAUGAGGUCAACUUCCUGAAGGCCCUCUGCGAGGCUGAACUGUCCCAGAUGCAGUCAGACACAAGUGACACAUCUGUGGUUCUCUCCAUGGACAACAACCGCUGCCUGGACCUGGACAGCAUCAUCUCUGAGGUCCGUGCCCAGGAUGAGGCCAUUGCCCAGAGGAGCAAGGCUGAGGCCGAGGCCCUGUACCAGACCAAGUUGGGUGAGCUGCAGACCACGGCCGGCAGGCAUGGGGAUGACCUGAAGAGCACCAAGAGUGAGAUCUCGGAGCUCACCCGCUUGAUCCAGAGGCUGCGGGCAGAGAUCGAGAGCAUCAAGAAGCAGAAUGCCAACCUGCAGACAGCCAUCGCUGAUGCAGAGCAGCGUGGAGACGUGGCCCUCAAGGAUGCCAGGGCCAAGCUUCAGGACCUCAAGGCUGCCUUGCAGCAGGCCAAGGAGGACCUUGCCCGGCUGCUGAAGGAGUACCAGGAGGUGAUGGAUGUCAAGCUGGCACUGGACAUCGAGAUUGCCACCUACCGGACCCUCCUGGAGGGCGAGGAGUGCAGGAUGUCUGGGGAGUGCCAGAGUUCUGUGAGCAUCGAGAUGGUGCACAACACCAGCGGCAGUGGCGGCGGCGGCUCCAGCGGCGCCGGCUCCAGCGGCGCCCUGGGAGGAGGAGCUGGGGGUCGCGGAGGCCUGGGUAGCGGGGGUCUGGGCAGCGGGGGCCGCCGCCGCGGGGGCCUGGGCUCGGGUGGGGGUUCCGGAGGGGGCUCCGCGGUGCACCGGGGCUUCUCCAGUUCCGGGGGUUCGCGCGCCGUCAGCGGGGCAGCAGCAGCAGCAGCUCUGCGGGUCGCACAAAGCUCCUCCCAGAGCCAGCGGUCCCACCACAAAUUCUGA